CCCUCCCCUGUCCCCUCCCCGCCCCCUCUGGGCCCCGGCGGCCGCAGCGCGGGUGGCCCGAGCCCAGCACGUGUCCCGUGUGUGUCCCGUGUGUGUCCCGUGUGUGUCCCCGCGCUGUCCCCGCGCUGUCCCCGUGUCACAGACAACCUGUCCUACAUCGAGCACAUCUUCGAGAUCUCGCGCCGGCCGGACCUGCUGACCAAGGUGGUGCAGUACCGCACGCAGGUGCUCAAGAUCUCCGAGGAGGACGAGCUGGACACCAAGCUCACCCGCAUCCCCAGCGCCAAGAAGUACAAGGGUGAGACGGGAC
Molecule: messenger RNA, 310 nt
Organism: Pyrgilauda ruficollis (rufous-necked snowfinch)
Lineage: Eukaryota; Metazoa; Chordata; Aves; Passeriformes; Passeridae
Product: astrocytic phosphoprotein PEA-15-like
Exons: 1
Source: RefSeq, a predicted model, not a curated record